ACUGUGGAAAGAUGAGAUAAUAUGAGCCGUAAAUUUCCAUCUUUCACAAUUCACAAUCUUUCUGUUUAUUUAGUUCACGUUUUGGAGGGACCAACUGAUUUAAAAAAGUAUUCCAUUUUUUUCCAAUAAUGAUGUCCUGUCUUCUAAAAACCAGUCCAAUACAUGUAAUGUCUAUGAUACAAACCCUGUCAUGAAAAAAAAAAAGAUAAAGAUAGAAGUAUAAACAAUAAACAAACAUAAGCAUAACCUCAACUUUUGAAUUACUUUUGUCAACAAAUAGUUUCAUUACAUUGUAUGGGCAUUAAAAUAUCUGUUUUCUAUAAAAACGGAAACCAUUUUGUUACCAAUUGAGAUGAAUCUCGUACUCAAACAUCUGCAGGCUUUACAUGAACAGGAACUUCAUUCAAAUGUUGCCAAAGUAUGUGAUUUGACUCUAUCUAUUGGUGAGCAGAAACCAGAGACAUUCAAUCUUCUAACGAAAUUACAAGUAAUAUUAUAUUAUGCCGAGGCAUUACUCAAUUUGGAGCAAUAUUUACCAGCUGAAAAUUUAUAUAGACAGUCACUGCAAAUGAGAAAGAGUAUUCUAAUGAAAGCAAAGAACACAAAUACAAAAUUCAAUGAAAAUCAGAGUGAAAUUCCAACUGAUGUAAUUAUCAAAUAUAAUAUACAUCUUUGUUGUUUAGCCCUCAAACAAAAAAAUGCUGCAGCCGAAAUUUUGCAAAUGAUUCCUGCCAGAUUACGUACACCAAAAAUUAAUAUGGCCCUCGGAAACGUUUACUUAGAUCUAGGCAUGGAUCGUUCUGCAGUGACCUGUUUCAAAGAAGUGUUGAGGGAAUGUCCUCUGGCUCUGGACGCUGUGGAGAAACUCUUGAAGUUAGGCAUAAAGGGAGUUGAAGUGAAUUCAUUAAUGGUAGAAGUCACGUCAGAAAUAUCCUGGUUGAACACGUGGCUGAAAGCCCAAGCUCAGUUGAACUCUAGAGACUUUGUGAAUGCUAUAAAAUCUUUCAAAAGCAUGGAUGCACAUGGGUUACUCAAAGACAAUACAUCUCUGCUCGUAAAUAUGGCUUAUUGCUACCAUUACAUAUGCGAGGACAAUAGAGCAAUAUCAAUUUUGCAGAAAGCAAUACGCUUGGACCCUUUUCUAACUGUUGGAAGGGAUUUACUCUCAACAUUGCUGGCUGCCUCUGGCACGAAGGAGCAUAUUCGUGCACUUGAAAAUCUAGUUCCCACAACGGAAAUGUCUCUGUGGACAUGCGAACACUGGGUUGUCCUUGGAAACUAUAAUUAUGCUCUGAAGAAAUACGAUAAGGCCGCUUAUUUUGGACAUCAAGCCUGUUUAAUGAACCCCAAAAACGUAGAGGCCUUUCUGUUGAAAGCAAAUACUCUUUUUCAAAUAAAAAAAUUCCAAGAGGCAGCCAAUCACUGCACUGAAGCAUUGCAGUUAUGUGAUUACAGAUAUGAUAUCCACAAAUGUUUAGUUGAGAGUUAUAUACAGAGUAAUAGACUGAGGGAAGCCGAAUCAAUGGCCAUGACUGCUUGUAAACAGUUGAACUUUAGUGCACAAGGAUAUUGUUUGCACGCUUCAGUUUUGCUGAAAGACACAAUUGCUUCAAGCAAAACAGUUCGAAGAACCCUAGAAAAAGCUGUGGCGCUCGACAAAAACGGUUCAACGAACGCGUUAUAUAUGUUAGUAGAAUUCCUGAUGGGAGAACAGCAAUACGAGCAGGCGUCUCAAUUGCUUCUCAAGCACAUCGAAUCCCUGAAACCUUCUUCUCGGCUUCACCAACUGCUGGGCGACUGCUUCGUUAAUUUACAGAAAGAUGACGACGCCUUUCAUCAUUACACCGUCGCUCAAAAACUCGAUCCUACGAAUCAGAGGGCCAACGAAGGCUUGAACAAUAUAGGUAGGAGUUUGUCGUUGAGCAAGAGGGAGAGCUAUUACACUUGCGUGGCGGGGGAGACGUCUUACACAUCACAAGGUACGAACUCAUCGGAUCAUGAGGCCGAUCCGGAAAGCGACACUGAUGCGUGGCCGGCAAACGCAGAUUUAGAGAGUUUCGAUUAGAUGUGUUUUUGUUAGUUGUUCAUAAUUUUUUAUAAUUGUACAUACGUUAAUAUUUAUGUCUUGUUGGCCAAACUUAUUAAUUGCAUCUCAAUAAAUUAAUUGGCUUCUAUGUUUUUUAA
Leptinotarsa decemlineata (Colorado potato beetle) is the source of this 2184-nucleotide messenger RNA. RefSeq names its product anaphase-promoting complex subunit 7 (gene APC7). Lineage: Eukaryota; Metazoa; Arthropoda; Insecta; Coleoptera; Chrysomelidae. Gene Ontology annotation, molecular function: protein binding. The record is from RefSeq and is a predicted model, not a curated record. Gene Ontology annotation, cellular component: anaphase-promoting complex. Gene Ontology annotation, biological process: protein ubiquitination; positive regulation of mitotic metaphase/anaphase transition; cell division.